AUGACUACAACAAGGGCCUCGGUCUAUGUCAAACUCCCACAAGAGGGCGACUUCAUCCGCCUUCUUGAACUCUUCCCUGGCAAUCAGUCCGAGCAACUCUCGGGAAAACUUGUCGUCCACGACCUCCUUGACACUUCGCGGGCUUACACCGCAACUUCGUAUGUAUGUGGCAAUGACAGCCGUUCGGAUCAUUACGUCCUUAUUUCGGGUACCCGACUAGGUAUUUACAAGAACGCUGAUGAGGUGCUUCGCCGUUUUCGCUCAAUCGAGGAAACAGUAUCUCUGUGGAUUGAUGUCGCGUGUAUCGACCAGGACGACCCUCUCGAAAAAGCCCGUGAGGUGAGUCUAAUGUACAAGGUAUACCAGAAUGCAUCAAAGACGAUGGUCUGGAUGGGACCGUCCGACGACAGCUCACGCACCGCCAUCACGUAUGCAAGAAGCCUCAAAGCCCAGACAUUCUUGGACGAAUACAUGCCGUACGUUACGCAAUUUGGCUACAGCUUUUAUCACGAGACCAAGUCGUUCGUCCUCGACAUGUUUGACGCACAUCCGCAGAAGGAGACCACAAUCAAUGCUUGCGCCGAAUUCCUUCUCAGACCGUGGUUCACCCGUGUCUGGACAGAGCAAGAGGCAGCCAUGAGUCCUGUGCCGGUAGUGGCGUGUGGAGAAGACGAGAUACCAUGGGCGCAGAUAUUCGCCCUGGCGUGGAUCUUCCAGCCGAAAGUCACCAUGGCAUGGCCGGAUUGGUUCCUACCAGACCAGGGCUAUGACGUGCUGGAGCCCAAUCUCUUUGCUGUGACCGGCAUUCAGAAGUUUCGGGUUCGACAGAUGUUGGUGGACAGCAAUGCUCCGUCACGCUUUGUCCUGUCAUUGACAGAUGCGAUGCGCGUGGCGUGGCGUCAAAGGUGCUUCGACCCCAGGGACAAGAUUUUCGCCAUGCGCAAUAUCGCGUCCGACCUCCAAGCCGAUGACUGGGCACCACAGCCUGACUACACAACUCCAUGGCAGGAACUGUAUGUGGAUUUUGCCAUGCGGAUGGCAGAGAGGGGCAACCCAGAAGUCCUUGGGUGGUCCGGGCCCUGGACGCAGUACAUCAACCACAUCGAAUGGUGCGCUGGCGGGAAAGGGUUUACUGCAAAGGCUGAAAGAAUACCUAAAAAACGGCGCGGGCUUCUUGAACAUCUGCUCUGGGAGGAGGGACAGGUGAGGCACUCGGUAAGCUAUAGCUUACAGGUCACUGUGCUCAUGAUGGAUGCGUGCGUGUUUCUCGGUGGCACCAUACCAAAGUUGAAGCGGCCCAACGACAUUCAAGAGCUACGUCAAGACGUGGCAGACAUCGAUGCCAGGACACAGUCAUUCAUCAAUGCUCUCCCGUCGUCAGAAUACAUAACUUCCGAGGGCGUUCUGGACGCACUGAACAAGACUCUCAUAGCCAAUACUACGGACGAAGAUACACUGGCCGAUACACGGUAUGCGGUUGAUGGCGCGUCUCAAUGGCGUUUGUGGCUGUCAGAUGGAGCGGAUCUGAGUAGGGCACCCAAAUACAAUGACGCUCUCGACAACAUGGACACAUUCAGAUUGAAGCAAUUCGGGGUCUCGGAGCGAGGAUAUUUCUGCCUGGUACCCGGCAUCGUCAAAGUUAAUGAUGUUGUGGCGAUCGUGAAAGGAUACGAUAUGCCCGUUGUGCUACGACCAAUUGCUGGAAGACACCACUAUGUCCUGUUGGGUGAUUGUUAUAUCCACGGAAUGAUGGAAUUCAUGGCUGGGACCUUGAUCGAAGAAUUUCGUGUCAAGAUACAACGGGAUGGAGGAAAGCCUGUGUGGAACCCGGCAGGAGAUGUAAGAAGAAAUGGUAAGAAUAUGGAUGCUCGGGAAUACGUGAGGAUAAUCGAGACCUUGGGCGAGCGACACGUCACGCUCAUCUAAACUGCAGAAGAUCAAUCGACUUUCUAGGACCUUGCCGGAAGCAUUGCUACCACAUGUGUCACGCGUUCUU
Molecule: messenger RNA, 1996 nt
Organism: Exophiala oligosperma
Lineage: Eukaryota; Fungi; Ascomycota; Eurotiomycetes; Chaetothyriales; Herpotrichiellaceae
Exons: 2
Coding region: 1-1926 (641 amino acids)
Source: RefSeq, a predicted model, not a curated record